AUGAAACUGACCAUGACCCUCAGACACCUGGCUACAGGAGACCGGUAUCACACCCUCCAGUAUGACUUCCGAUGUGGCUACAGCACAGUGGUAUGGACUGUGCAGGAAGUCUGUCAGGUCUGUCAGGUCAUCAUACAGGAGCUGAAGGAUGAAGUCAUGCCACUGCUAAGGACCCAGGAGGACUGUAAGGCCAUUGCCCAGCAGUUCCAAGACCGGUGGAAUGUUCCUCAUGCCCUGGGGGCCUUGUAUGGCAAGCACAUAGCCAUCAGGAAACCACACAAGUCAGGCAGUGUGUUCUACAACUACAAAGGCUUCUUCUCCGUGGUGCUGCUUGCCCUUGUGGAUGCAGAUUAUAAGUUUAUCUGGAUAGACACUGGUGGAGAAGGUCAUCAAUCUGACGGACAGCUGUUUGGUGCUUCAGAACUGAAAGAGUGCAUUGAUGACACCACCAUAAACUUCCCUGACAGCGAUCCUCUGCCCAAUGAUGACAGAGACACACCCUACUACAUCCGAUUCGUGGUCACAACCUCCAAUUCACGAAUCCCUGAAUGA
Messenger RNA from Gigantopelta aegis, 552 nucleotides. RefSeq lists its product as uncharacterized. Lineage: Eukaryota; Metazoa; Mollusca; Gastropoda; Neomphalida; Peltospiridae. The record is from RefSeq and is a predicted model, not a curated record. The coding region runs from base 1 to 552 and encodes 183 amino acids. The transcript has a single exon.